This is a messenger RNA of Spodoptera litura, 2189 nucleotides long. RefSeq lists its product as uncharacterized. Lineage: Eukaryota; Metazoa; Arthropoda; Insecta; Lepidoptera; Noctuidae. The record is from RefSeq and is a predicted model, not a curated record.
UUAUCUGUCAAGUUGUCAAUUGCGGAUUGUAGUCAAUCGUUAUCAGUUUUCCAUUUCUUUUGCCAAAAAUCUUCAGAAAUGUUUGUAAAAUAGCAUCAAUCUUACCAGACAGCCAAUUAGUACAAAUAUAUAUAGGUGCAAUUUUCAUGCUUCAAGUCAUUUAUACCUAAUUCGACAAUUUUAUGUGUGCAAACAAAAGUCAGUAGUAAUUCAUUCAAACCAUAUUUUUCAUGGAGUUUUCUUCAAGCUGGUGGUAAACAGACUAAAUGAAAAGUGUAUUUAGUGUAAAAAUGGAGGCUAGCAAUGAUUCUUUGUCUGUGUUGUCUCCGCCGAUGACGGGGUCUCCUGCUGUGCUGCUUACUCCUGGCCGGACAAGGAACAUCGCACAGGACAUGGAAGCCCUCAGACUGUCGCGACAAGACAAUCCUUACCUCCAGCAGGUAAUGGCCAGCAGAGAAAGUCUCAUUGAAAGCCACCAUGAAGAGUGUGAAUCGGAUGACACUAUACUUAUGUCACAGGAAUUUGGAAGCACUGCCUUAGAUUUUAUAGAAGACGAUCCUUUAACCCUGAAGGAGGUCCACGAACAUAUGAUAAGGUCACCACCGCCAACUAGUUGCUGGCCGCACGAUACACUGUCGUAUCGUGCGUCGAGCGCUUUCGACUUUGCUGCGGACAGUCCUGUCUCUUACAGCGCUUACUCAGUCAAUUCCCAGGAAAAGGAACUGCUAGGCGGUAGGUCUCCACGUCGUAACACAAGAUGUGACGAAUCCCGGAAUAAUAAUAAUUCGAGUCGACCUCGGUCCUCCAGAUCGGCCUCUCCAAGGUCACAUGACCUCACCCUCUGUGGACGACCUCUAUCGUUACCAGGCGAGAGUCACCUUCGGAAUGCGCUAAGCAAAAAGCAAGGCAGCAAUCAAAGCGAGAGGUUUUCCCUUCUGCAACACCCACGCCCUCUACGGAGACCUCACAAUCGACGAGACGAGGACAGUGUCCAACUUGUACCAGACUGCGAUAAGUAAUACAAUGCAUAUAUAAAGAUAUAUAAUCUGUUCUAACAGAAUAUAUGGAUAUAUCGGUGAUAUAGAUCUUAUUCUGGAAAAGUCAAAUAACCAAAGGGUUUUAUUUAUGACCUUGACCUUUGAAUUGAAGGUCAGAUUAUUUCGAGUUCUGUUAAUAACUAAGUAUUAAUUUUUGUACUCAUUCGGCCAGCAUUUGUUUUUAAUAUCUAACUGAAAGUAAAAUAUUUUGUGUAAUUUUUCCGACUUCGGGUCAAGGUCAAGGUUAUGGUAAAAUCGUUGAAGAUCAAAAGAUCGGUGUGUAACGUGUUCCGGAAUUGAAGGUAGAAUAUUGACGGCAGUUCGGCUAUUCGUUGGUCAAAGGUCAUUCACUUGUUAAUGCCCGUUUUGAAGGAUUGAACUUUUUCUUCCAAACCUAUGUAGAUACAUGGGAGGUUGUCGCGAAUGUUCUUCUAAUACAAUUCGUAAUUUCUUGCAUUACUUAAGACCAAGUCUAAUUUAUGAUUAAAACGUCACGUAUGAUUUGCGUUGACACCCCUUUAUCUGUGUGCAUAGAUACAGUUGCAUUUUAGGUUACACAAAAAUAAUGCGUGAAGGUCAAAAUGCACGAUAGUAAAUUCUUUUAUAAUAAUGGUAAAAAUUUCACGAGUUUAAGGUCAGUUUAGUUCAACAAAAAGUUUAUGAAAAAGAUAAAGAUUGCAAUAAAUUUUAUAUUGAAAGGUUGAGAGAAAUUAAACGAAAAAUAAGAGAAAUAAAAAAAAUAUCGACACAAUAAAAUAGUAUAGGGAAAACAGCACAGUAUUCUUAAAAUACGAGUUUUAGGAUACCACGAAACAUUUAUAAAUAAAUACAAUACUUAAAAUAGAUGAAGUUUUAGAAAAUGUUUUUCUUAGAUACAAUUUUUGAGGUUGUAAUCUAAAGUUCUUGUUAAUACGUAUGUGUUUUUGUAAAAAAAUGGUUUAUUGGUAAAUUCUGGCUGUUCUAAAUGUCCAUACUCCUUGGGAUAUUAAUUUAAUGAUUAAACAGUAUCAAUGGGGGGUUCUGUAUUGUUGAUCACCAAAUAACGCUAGUCUAAACCAGUCAAUUUUCGUCCAACAGAGAAUUGGGUACUUUCCUUAUUCAACACUAGAUUAUUUUAUUUCGACUGUUCAAUACAAUGAAAUAUUAAAAAAU